This is a messenger RNA of Coccidioides immitis RS, 921 nucleotides long. RefSeq lists its product as uncharacterized. Lineage: Eukaryota; Fungi; Ascomycota; Eurotiomycetes; Onygenales; Onygenaceae. The transcript has a single exon. The record is from RefSeq and is a predicted model, not a curated record. The coding region runs from base 1 to 921 and encodes 306 amino acids.
AUGCGCCUCUUCAAACUGAACCUUUCUCGAGGACAUAAAUUCAUCCCGUCCGCUGUAACCUUCGGUUUCUGCAUGGCCCGCAUAGUAGCCAAUAUCUUGCGAAUUGCUUGGGCAACACGACAGACGAACGUCAGGCUCGGCAUCGCUGCCAAUGUCUUUGUGGCGGCAGGCGUGCUUCUUUUGUUCAUCUUGAACCUACUCUACUGUCAACGGCUACUCCGUGCAAGCCAUCCUCGGCUUGGAUGGUCCCGAUCUAUGUCGUACUUCAUCAAGGCGCUAUAUAUCAUUAUCGCGGCAACUCUCGUCAUAGUUAUUACGGCUACCGUGCAAAGUUUCUACACCCUCAACGCCGACAUUCGCCGUAUAGACCGCAACUUGCAGCUUUACGGCGGUAGCUAUCUGACGUUUAUUUCGUUCCUGCCCCUUCCGAUACUUGCCUACGUCCAGCUAGCGCCACGAAAAGGUCGAGCUCAACCAGUUGAAUCCUUUGGGAAAGGUAGUUGGACCGCGAAGUGCCUAAUUGUAGGUACUGCAGGGGUGCUUCUCACGUUGGGCGCAGGGUUUCGCCUGGGGACAAGCGCGAUGCCACCACGACCGGUCUUCCACCCGGCGUGGUAUCAUCAUAAAGCAUGCUUUUACAUCUUCAAUUUUGGACUGGAAGCUAUCGUGGUUUAUUUGUUCCUCUUAGGCCGUGUUGAUCAGAGGUUUUACGUGCCGGAUGGGAGCUCAAAAGUGAGGAACUAUUCAGAGAAAAGGAAGGACGGCUACGCUGCAAGUUUAGGUGGGGAGAAGGUCCAAGAUGAAGAGGAAGUGUCUGAAUUUGCAAAAAAGCGAAACCCAGGUAAAUACAUUGAGGAGAAAAUAAUUGACGGCUGUUUAGAGCAGGAACCUGUGUGCGGUAUGUCGCCGAAUGGGUACUAA